AUGCUCUCACGUGUUGCUGCAGUGAAGGCACCCCGCACACACAACCGUCGCCGCAUGACCGGAUCCAGCGGAAGGAGGAGGGAAGGAGGAGAGAGUGAGCCGCAGAGGCCCAACAUGUCCCGGCAUGUGUUUACUUCCGCGGCGCUGCUCCUCCUCGUUGUGUUGGUGUUUUGCAGCACUGGUGGGACUGCUGUCGUUGAUGGUGUGGAGGAGCCGUUGUCUUCUGGUCCAAAGUUUGAAUGGAAGAACAUCACUGAAGGUGAUGUAACUGUAGACUCGUUGGGUGUUCCCGGCCUUUUGAAAGUGGGGAGUGAUGUAUUUGCUGUUGCCGAGGCGCACUGCAAGAAGAAUGGUAAGAGUGUCUUUACCGGCAUUGCAUCCCAAAUGCUCACGAUGGGAAAGGGUAACGAACCGAAGGAAGUUCUGAAGGAAACCAAAGAUACACAAGUUCUGGAGGAAGUCGCUUCCUCAAGCAUUGGGAAGAAAGUAGAUGUGAGCCGGCCAACAGCAGUUGUGAAUGGGAGUGAUAUUUACAUGCUUGCUGGAACCUACAGUUUUGAAGUUACUGAUAGGGCAGCUGCUGGUAACACAGCUGCAGCAGUUAAAUGGGAACUUUUGGUGGCUGUGGGAAACGUCAGUAAUGAUGGGAGCAGCGAUAAAAAAUAUAUUUAUUGGAAAGACGCUUCCGUUAUCCCGUGGACUGGUUUUGAAAAACAACACAAAUCCUUGACACGGCUGAUUGGCGGCGGUGGAUCGGGUGUUCAGACGAAGGACGGUACGCUUGUGUUCCCAGUGGAAGGCACGAAAAAUGGAAAAACCAUUUCGCUGAUCAUAUACUCCUCAGCCACUGAGGGUGGGAAGCUGUCGAAGGGGAUGUCUGCCGACGGCUGCAGUGAUCCCUCCGUUGCGGAGUGGAAGGGAAAACUCAUGAUGAUGACUGCGUGUGAUGAUGGCCGCCGCAGGGUGUACGAGUCCGGUGACAAGGGGGAUUCGUGGACGGAGGCCCUCGGAACACUCUCGCGCGUGUGGGGCAACAACCAAAAGGGAAAUGAGAUGGGCGUUGGAAGCGGGUUCACUACAGCGACGAUUGAGAACAGGGACGUGAUGCUCGUUACUCUGCCGGUGUAUGCCAAUAAUGCUGAGAAAGGACAAGUUAAUGAAAAGGGCGUACUCCAUCUUUGGCUGACGGACAAUACGCACAUUGUUGAUAUUGGGCCGGUAUCCGGUGAUGAUGACGCUGCCGCCAGCUCCUUGCUGUACAAAACUGAUAAUAAUGAGGAGUUGAUUGCACUGUACGAGAAGAAGGGCGAUGGGGAACCAUCACCCGGUAUGGUCUCUGUGCUUCUGACUGAGCAGCUGCAGCGGGUGAAGGAUGUGCUGGCGACGUGGAAGAAAGUGGACAAACGUGUCUCCAAGCUGUGCCCCACUUCAAGUGCUGCGAAGAAUCCCUCAGCUGGCAAUGGCUGCAGCGCUGGUAAGACCACGGAUGGUCUGGUUGGCUUUUUGUCUGGCAGCUUCUCUGAUAACACAUGGAAGGACGAGUACCUCGGGGUGAACGCCACGGUAACGAAUAAAGAGGGUGCAGCAGAGGCGGAUAAUGGCGUAACAUUUAAAGGACGUGGUGCGUGGGCGGAGUGGCCUGUUGGCAAGCAGAGGGAGAAUCAGCUGUACCACUUUGCGAACCACAACUUCACUCUUGUGGCGACGGUGUACGUCCACGGUGAGCCGAAGAGUGGCAGCGUCUCUUUGAUGGGUGUGCGUGUGGGCACUGACGGAGGAACAAAACUUAUGGAGUUGUCGUACGGCAGUGGAAAGAAGUGGCAGGCGCUCUGCUGUGACGGAACAACCAAGAGGCUUAAAAGCACUUGGGAGCCGCAGAGACAAUACCAAGUGGCCAUUGUGCUACGGAACGGCACCCAGGGCUCCGUGUACGUUGAUGGUCAGCGUGUGUGUGAGAGUGUGCAAAGUAAAUUUGAAAAUACAGAAUCGAAAGGGAUCUCACACUUCUACAUUGGAGGGAAUGGAGGCAAUGCAGAGAACACAGCGGGUGACGAAGGUGUGUCUGUGACUGUGAGGAACGUCCUGCUGUACAACCGUCCUUUGACAUUUACUGGCGGGAGUGCCGAUUUGGAAGAAGAUAUUGCGUCGGCUUCUGAGGCUCCAGUGGAGCAGGCGGCCUCGCAGCAGUCUCGAAAAAACCGUGAAACACAGCAAGUGCCGGCAGCCUUGAGCUCCCAUGCCGUUGGAGAAAAAACAGGCGAUGACGGCAUUGUGCGUGGGAGCGGACUGCUGCCGCUUCUUCUUCUGUUGUUGGGACUGUGGGGGUUUGCGGCUCUGUGA
Molecule: messenger RNA, 2340 nt
Organism: Trypanosoma cruzi
Lineage: Eukaryota; Euglenozoa; Kinetoplastea; Trypanosomatida; Trypanosomatidae
Product: trans-sialidase, putative
Exons: 1
Coding region: 1-2340 (779 amino acids)
Biological process (GO): ganglioside catabolic process; oligosaccharide catabolic process
Cellular component (GO): membrane; intracellular membrane-bounded organelle; cytoplasm
Molecular function (GO): exo-alpha-sialidase activity
Source: RefSeq, a predicted model, not a curated record